Messenger RNA from Silurus meridionalis, 3196 nucleotides. RefSeq names its product nudE neurodevelopment protein 1 (gene nde1). Gene Ontology annotation, molecular function: microtubule binding. The record is from RefSeq and is a predicted model, not a curated record. Gene Ontology annotation, biological process: cell migration; mitotic centrosome separation; establishment of mitotic spindle orientation. NCBI's taxonomy places the organism in Eukaryota, Metazoa, Chordata, Actinopteri, Siluriformes, Siluridae. The transcript is spliced from 9 exons. Gene Ontology annotation, cellular component: kinesin complex; kinetochore; centrosome. Bases 346 to 1338 code for a protein of 330 amino acids.
UGGCCGAUCUCCAAGCCAUGGAGUCGUCUUCAUUUUAAGUGCGUAUGAGCUGAAGCUCGCAGGAUCACGCGGCAGUCGUUCAGUAGUUCCACGAGCGCAGAUGAGAGUCCGGUAGAGGAACCGAACCGGGAGGAGAUUUUUUUUUCUUUUCUCUCUAUUGUUUGAAAAGUCUUUAGAUUUUCACUCAAUUGUUUUACAUUUAUUUACUAUAAUUACUAAAAACCGUAUUAAAACCCUGAACCCGAGACCUGAAAAAAGGGAUAUCCGUUUGUUUUGGGCGUCAGAGCAGAAGCCGGGGGGACAUUUGGUGAAGUUUGGAGAACCGUCUGAUCGUCCUGGAAAGUGAUGAGUGACUCCAAACAUCCGUCGUUUUCCUCCAUCGAGGAAGAGCGGGAUUACUGGAGGGAGCAAGCAGCUCAGCACCAGCAGAGAGCGGACGAGGCUCAAGACGAGCUGCAGGAGUUCCAGCAGAUGAGUCGAGACUACGAAGCCGAACUCGAGACUGAACUGAAGCAGUGCGAAUCGCGAAACCGCGAACUCCUGUCCACCAACAACAGGCUACGCGGCGAACUUGAAAGUUUCAAGGAGAAGUACGAGAUCCAGCAUUCUGAGAUGUACAGACGGAUUUCUGCCCUGGAGGGGGAUUUAGCCGAGACGACCGCCAUCAAGGACCAGUUACAGAAGUAUAUCCGUGAGCUAGAGCAGUCCAACGAUGAUCUGGAGAGAGCCAAAAGGGCCACCAUCAUGUCUCUGGAGGACUUUGAGCAGAGGAUGAACCAUGUAAUUGAGAGAAACGCUUUCUUGGAGAGCGAGCUAGACGAGAAGGAGAACCUGCUGGAGUCGGUGCAGAGGCUGAAGGAUGAAGCACGAGAUCUAAAGCAGGAGCUGGCCGUGAAAAAGAAGCAGGACCGUAAACCGUCCCUCAGCCUUUCAGUGGACGGAGAGAAGGUGGAGUCGACGCCGUCACACGCUCCCUCCGCUCAUUCCUCGCUCCUCACUACACCUCCCCGAACCGCACCAGGCCUCGGGAGUGUGUUUCACACACCACCGUCCUCCUACAGCAGAAUCGAAGGUCUGACCGGGACACCGUUAACGACGUCAGCACGGAUUUCUGCUCUCAACAUCGUAGGAGAGCUGCUGAGGAAAGUCGGGAAUUUGGAGUCAAAGUUGGCUUCGUGCAGAGAGCUACAGGUCCAGGAGCGAACUCCAAACCGCUCGGCGAUCGCUCAGGGUUCUCACAGCACGCCGAGGGAAGCGAUUGAGAACCAGUCCAACAGCAACAGUCUGUUUGAGGGGAUGGUGAAACGGCUGGAUUUUGGACCAAAAAUGGUGGUGUGACUGUAACCGCAUUCCCCCCAACACCCCUUUUCCUCUCCGCACACAUCAGGUGUGUGAUUGUCCUGCAUGCCUCCUGCUGAAUGAGGGUUUAACACUCUUUCACUCCGAGUGUGUGUAAACUCGCCUCUGCUUUAUUACUACUGCUAACAAAGAUAUUUCCCCUCCCCCGCUUUUUUUUUUACUGAUAUGUACAUGUAUAUUUUUUCACGUUUUUGUUUUUUUUGUUGCAUUGAAAAUGCGGUUAUCAUCACUGCACAGUUCAGCGUGUUUUCUGCCUUAAUGCGCCUUUAAGUGGACGACGGUGGAAGUAAGAAACGAGACGAUUGUAUGAAAUCUGAGACAGGAAUUCCUCAUUUGGUCUGAAUUUGAGACGCGUCCAAAACAUCCGUCUGUAGUUUCAUUUAUUUAUUUAUUUGUACGCUGCCUGGAGCUGCAGGGUGAAUUUACCUGAGAAGGUUGGAGUCGUGUUGGAAAGAUAUUACAUCUGAAUUAUAAUCCGCAUCAGUAGUAUCAGAGGAAGAUUGUUUUGAUGAUCGUUUUUUUUUUUUUUAUUAUUCCCCCCAACGUCAUCACUUUUAUAAAUCCCAGACAACUAAUGACCUCGCAGAAAGCUGUAAGCUCUCAGGUGAGCACAAACCGUCAUGCAAGUGAGUCGACUUCAGUGUGUGUGUGUGUGUGUGUGUGUGUGUGUGUGUGUGUGUGUGUGUGUGAGCAGAAAAAACACUGAACUGUGCAGUGCAGCUCAAACUGAAGGACUGCACUAUCGCCACAUGGGCCUUCGUGUACAAGGUUGAGCUCUAACCGCUCCGGCAGGUUCGGAAUGAACUGAGACGCGCUUUUCGGUGCUCCCGUAUCCCUCGUUACCGUACCUUAGAGUCAACAUCAAGACUUUUUUUUUUUUUUUUCCUGUAACCAGCAGCAGAUGGUCGUUAUAAAAGCACUAGCGAGACUCAGGACGCGCUUAAAAUAUCGAGAUUUAUAACGUUGCACACGUCUGCCAAAGUGUCAGGUCCUCACUUUGCUCAACGAAGGUUCAGGGUUCCACAGAACCGUUAAUCCAGGCUGGAUUUGACUUGCAUUGUGUAGUUUUCACGUGACUGACGUAACACUAAUUUUCUGUUUGGAAAUGUGGACGGGAGAAACGCUGAUGUUUGCGGGUUUUUUUUUUAUUUGCAUUUUCACAAACCUGUGCCUUAGGGGAAAAUCAGGAUCAUGUAUUUUUCUGUGUAAGGAAUAAAACACUGGUGUUGUACCUUUUUCAUUUCUGUUCAAGCCAAAAAAAAACGCCCAGAAACCGCAAAAAAAACCCACACUUCUGUCCUGUGUAACGGCUUCACUCUGUCUUGUCUUCAAAGCGCUGACACCGGAGACUCCUUCCACAAACGUUUUUACGGAUUUAAAGAUUCCCAGACGGACCCUUCCCUGCCACAGCGUAUUACAAAGAGGUGUUCUGACCAAUCGAGGACACGGAGGGCGUUUCUCAGCUUUAAAGCCGCUGAGACGUUUCUCUAUUAAAAUGGCCGACAUCCAAGAAAAUGUUUAUUACACUUUGUUUUUUAAAAAAAGAAAUCCUUUACGUGGAAUCUCUGUAGUGUAGUUGGAACGAUAUAAAGUUAAAUACUUCAGUGAAGGCUAUACAAGUGUUUUAUGUUAAAAUUAGAAAUGUAUAGAGGAGCUCGUACGCGCUGUUUUCUCUACUAAUAUAGGAUUUAUGACUGACAGACGGACGGAUAGAUUUAUAUUCACCAUUAAUCACUAAAGACUCGUUACAGGUCUGUCUGAUCAGGCGUUCAAGCAGGUUCUCACGUUCACGCAAAUCAAAUGUUCCAUCAGCAGAAUUAAACGUCUUACUAAACCA